AUGACAACCCAAGAUCAAGUCAACCCCCCACCCCCAGAGGGAGAAUCCUCCAUCUCCCUCCCGGGAAUCUACGUCUCCCUCACCGACCUCCCCCUCGACAUCCUCUCAAUAAUGGACAAAGUCCGCAGCCCAGAAGCGGGCGCCAUCGUCACCUUUGCCGGCACGACAAGAAACAACUUUGCCUCCAAACCCGUCACCUCCCUAACCUACACCUCGUACCGCCCCCUAGCCCUCCAAACCCUCUCCUCCAUCGCCUCUUCGCUUCUGACCAAGCACGCCCUAAAAGGAAUCGCCAUCGUCCAUCGCCUGGGCACAGUCCCCAUAGGCGAGGAGAGUAUCCUCAUCGCGGUGAGCUCUGCCCAUCGGAAGGCUGCAUGGCUCGCGGGCGAGGAGGCGCUGGAGGAGUGCAAGGAGAAGGUGGAGGUUUGGAAACGGGAGGAGUUUGAGGAUGGGGGGGUUUGGAGGGCUAAUAGGGAUGGGCAUCAGGGGGCGGAGGUGAAGGAGGGGAACAAGGGCGAGUAA
Molecule: messenger RNA, 522 nt
Organism: Podospora anserina S mat+
Lineage: Eukaryota; Fungi; Ascomycota; Sordariomycetes; Sordariales; Podosporaceae
Exons: 1
Coding region: 1-522 (173 amino acids)
Biological process (GO): Mo-molybdopterin cofactor biosynthetic process
Cellular component (GO): cytosol
Molecular function (GO): molybdopterin synthase activity
Source: RefSeq, a predicted model, not a curated record